Molecule: messenger RNA, 1305 nt
Organism: Anthostomella pinea
Lineage: Eukaryota; Fungi; Ascomycota; Sordariomycetes; Xylariales; Xylariaceae
Source: the annotation of a GenBank genome assembly
AUGGAGCUACCAGUCGAGGUCAUUGACCAGAUUCUCGACGACAUUAUCGAGAACGAGCCUGCUGCCCCUCGCCUUUCCCGGUGUGCAAUCUUCGGAGCGAAGUGGAAGUUCGCUGUCGAAGCUCGCACAUUCCAGGAGAUAAAGAUCACCAACAGAUACCAGGAUAUUCAACAGUUCCACGCCGCGUUCAACACGGACAAGAGCCGGCAGACCAUUGUGAAGGUCAUCAACUUUGAUAUCAUCUUGCCAACCUACCCGAAGUAUCGUCGUCAUCAGGCGGAGACUGUUCAUGAGAUCAGACUCAACAGAACCGCCUUCACGUCAGCGAUUCACCGUCUGUUCACCACUCUGGGGAGCUGGAACCACGAACUCCCGGCUCAAGGAAACGAUCUGCGCCUCUGCCUGAAUGUAUACUCACCCUCUGAUUACGUUCGAUGUUUCGGAAUGCAGAUUACUCAAGGAUGGGUUUAUCCACGCUUAGACGGCAAAUUCCUACACCUCGCCCUCUGUGAGUUCCUCCGGAACCCAGGCGCGCGUCUUCUGGAGGCCAAAUCUGUCACUGAGCUGGAAUGGGACGGUCGACCGCUCCAUCCAACAGCAGUUGGCUCGAUUUUGAAGGCGUUGCCUCAACUCAAGGACGCCUUCAUGUAUCUCACCCAACCGGCCAACCGACUGAAGGUUGAAAAGCUUCAGCACCGCCAAGCACUCGCAUCAUCUCUAGUAUCGUUGAGCCUUGCUCACCUGACGCAUUUGACACUUGACUAUCCCCAGGACUACGUGUCCAACCAUGACUUCGUUCCCGGAUCACUAUGUGAUCCUAAUGGGCAAGAUCGGCUUUCGCUUGCGAUCCACACUAUUUGCCAACAGUCUCCGAUCCGCCAACUUGUACUGGGUCGAGAUUUCAACGUGUCUCGCGAGCUAUUCUUCGGCCGAAACGACCGACUCGAAGUCGGAGAACUCUGGCCUUCGAUGGAGGUUGUCACGAUCAUGGCUAGUGUGAUCGCACCUGACGGAGGUUACUUUCUUACAGGUACGAAGCCUCGGGGUCGCCCGCGCUACCGCACCCAUGGCCGACCCGGCCGCGUUCGUCGCCUACAGAACGGACAGGAGCCGUAUAACCCUUGGCGUAACGAGAUCGACCACGAGAAAGUCAAACCGAUGAUGAGAGCCGUAACAACUGCAAUUUUUCGCAUGCCGCGACUCGAGAAAGCCGAUUUCUCCAUCGGUUCUUUCACCGUUCGACUUCGGUACCGCAAUCCCGGCCGUAAGGACGGUAAGGCCAACGACGAAGAAACACUGAUAUAA